Molecule: messenger RNA, 8674 nt
Organism: Ctenopharyngodon idella (grass carp)
Lineage: Eukaryota; Metazoa; Chordata; Actinopteri; Cypriniformes; Xenocyprididae
Gene: flnbb
Product: filamin B, beta (actin binding protein 278)
Exons: 42
Coding region: 995-7639 (2214 amino acids)
Biological process (GO): actin cytoskeleton organization
Molecular function (GO): actin filament binding
Source: RefSeq, a predicted model, not a curated record
CAUUUUCAGUGUAGUCUGAUUCUUGAGACAAAUGUCUCUUAUGUGCCAGUUCUUUUUAGUGAAUGAAAACACAAAGUACGACCAAUGCUGGUCCAAUUCUUGAUACAAAUGACUCUUAUGAGUCGUGUUUUUUUUUUUUUUUUUAGUAAAUCAAAAACAUUCACCGCAACCAGUGUAGUCCGAUUCCAGAAAUAAAUAACUCUCAUGAGCUGCUACUUUUAAUGAAUCAGUGCCUUAUAUUACUUUCUAUGUGUAAGAAUAUGUAAACAAAGUGGACAUUUAUAACCCAAAUGAAUCAAAUUAAGAGCUUGUGAAUCAAAUUGUGAAAUGGAUACCAAGCACUAAAAACCUUGUUGUAAAGUGUUAAGAUUUCCAGUAUACACUAAAAAAAAAAAAAAAAAAAAAAAUUCUGGGCACAUAAGCACACUUCCACUAAAUAAUGGCCUCAUAACCAAGAUUGUCAUAAACCUGCAGUCAAAGGCACACGCUUCCAUGGUGUAAUGCAGUCCGCCCCAAUGAGUCAUCCCUCCUUGGUACCGCAUGGGGAAAUAUGAGGACGUGCCCCGAUCAAAAGAGCUCUGGCAAUAAUACGCUCAGUUUAUUCUGGAGUAAAUGAAGUAUAACGUCACCAGCGAUAAGGUUAUCAGCAACAGUGAUGUCAGACGUUCAUCUGGCUUCAGGUGGGAAUUAGCUGAAUUCCCCAGGCCUGAAGAUCCUGUUUCUGACCUCUGUCUUCCGAGUAAAUACAUUCUUCAAGCACUGAUGUAACUAAAAUCUGUUUUUAUUAUUCCUUUGCACGAUGUGGGGCUGCGGCAUGAUGACACGGUUAAUGUCAGAGUAAAAACAGCUCUCAGAGGCGCUGUAUAAUCGUAAUUAUGGGCCAGAAUGGGGAGUUGUAAGGCACUCCCACCACCAGCAAAGCUACAUGAAAGCUUCGUGCUUCUUCUUAGUUUGGUAUAAAAGGUUUCGGACUCCACACUGAUCAGAGAGAGCGAUGGGUGACUUUAAAGAUAGUGUUACUGCAGCUGCAAUCAACCUGGCAGAUGAUGCCCCAUGGAAAAAGAUACAGAAGAACACCUUCACACGCUGGUGCAAUGAACACCUGAGGUCUGUGGAGCUGCAGAUCAGCGAUCUUAAGUUUGAUCUGAGCGAUGGCCUUGUCCUUAUUUCACUGCUGGAGGUCCUGAGCCAUAAGAGGAUGUUUAGAAAGUACCACACGCGACCCACCUUCAGACAGCUCAAGCUAGACAAUGUUUCGGUGGCUCUGGAGUUUUUGGAUCAUGAAAAGGUUAAGUUGGUGUCUAUAGACAGUAAGGCCAUAGUGGAUGGGAAUUUGAAGCUGAUCCUGGGUCUAGUUUGGACCUUGAUACAGCAUUACUCCAUUUCCAUCCCAGUGUGGGAGGAUGAGGCAAACGAUUCUGUCUCCAAACUGACUCCAGAGAUGAGGCUUCUGGGAUGGAUCCAAAACAAAGUCCCUGAACUGCCUAUCACUAACUUCAGCCAGGACUGGCAGGAUGGCAAGGCCCUGGGUGCAUUAGUGGAUGGACUGGCACCAGGCUUGUGUCCUGACUGGGAGAGCUGGGAUACAGUGCAUCGGGUGAGCAACACUAAAGAAGCCAUGCAGCAAGCAGAUGACUGGCUUGGAAUUCCACAGCUCAUAGCCCCAGAGGAGAUUCUUGAUCCAGCCGUGGAUGAGCAGUCAGUGAUGACGUAUCUCUCACUUUUCCCCAAAGCCAGACUGAAACCUGGAGCCCCACUCAAGCCAAAGAAAGUGCCAAAACCCAAAACCUGUCGUGCCACAGGUCGGGGAUUGCAGUCUAAAGGCAUGAGAGUAGGUCAGCUGGCCGAAUUUAAAGUGGACACCUGCAAAGCUGGGCCUGGAAAUCUGGAGGUCCUUAUUAGAGACCCUAGUGGCAAAGCAGUGUCUGUCAGACAGAAGGAUGCACUUGAAGGUGUUUAUACCUUUGAAUAUACACCCACUGCUAAAGGAGAUCACACAGUGGACAUCACCUGGGCUGGUCAGCACAUUGCCAAGAGCCCAUUUAAAGUCCAUGUUGGUUCAGAAGCUGGUCCACAGAAGAUCCGAGCAUGGGGACCAGGAUUGGAGGGAGGGACUGUGGGCUUGUCAGCAGAUUUCUUGGUGGAAUCUGUAGGUGUGGACUCUGGCAUGCUGGGUUUUGCCAUUGAAGGUCCAUCUCAGGCAAAGAUUACAUGUGAUGACCACAAUGAUGGCUCCUGCCUUGUGCGGUUCUGGCCGACUGAGGCCGGUGAGUAUGCUGUACACGUAAUGUGUGAUGAUGAAGAAAUCCAGGACAGUCCCUUUAUGGCUUCCAUCAGACUUAAAAGAAAAGACUUCCACCCUGAAAAGGUGAAAGUAGAAGGACCCGGUGUUUCCCAAACUGGGUGCAUAGUGAACCUCCAAACCCAGUUCACUGUAGAUACCAGGCAAGCUGGUGAAGGAGAACUUAAAGUUUGUGCUCAGAGAGCAGAUGGAGAAUGUGUAGAUGUUAGUGUUGCCUCUGAACAAUCUGGUGUCUUUGUCUGCUCCUACAUCCCUUCAUCUCUCUCCAAACAUACCAUUUCUGUGGCUUGGGGAGGAGUCAUGGUUCCUGGCAGUCCUUUCAUUGUGACACCCCGCAGGAUUAAGAUGACACUGUGUAGUCCAGUCUGGUUUAAACCAGAUGGAUCAGAAAUGUGUUACUCUGAUGAAGAGAUGGACCUUGAUGAAGACUUUCCAGACAACGUAUGGCCUGGUGGUCAUGGAGAACUUGUUAUGAACAUAAUCAGCCCGUCAAACGUCCCAGGCGAUGCCACAAAGGUAAGGGCUCAUGGUCCAGGCCUAAAAGAAGGUGUUCUUGGAGAACAGGCAGAGUUUAACAUUGACACAAGCAGAGCAGGCAGUGGACAACUUGCCAUAAGAGUGGACGGACCCUGUGAAGUUACACUAAAAUGUCUGGACAAUCAAGAUGGCACUUGUACAGUGUUUUACCUCCCCACAGAGCAUGGAGUGUACAAAAUAAAUGUCCUUUUUGACAACUCUCACAUAACUGGCUCUCCAUUCAAGGCUGUUAUACAGAAGCCAAUUGACCCAUCUAAAGUUUUGGUAACAGGCCCUGGUCUGCUACAGGGGAAAGUCGGGGAACCUUGCAUUGUAAAUAUAGAUUGUGCAAUGGCAGGAUCUGGAGAUCUGUCUGUGCAGGCUGUCUCUGACUCAGGAGUCAUUGUCCCAACCGAAGUGAAGGAGAAUGAAGAUGGCACAUACACAGCUGUUUAUGUGCCUCUAACUGGAGGCGUGUAUACGCUGCUUUUGAAAUAUGGAGGAAAGGUGGUGCCCAACUUCCCUGCUAAAGUUGUUGUGGAUCCAAAGGUCUACAAAAGCCAUGUAAAAGUGAGCAGGCAAGGAGGUAUUGUGGUUGGUGAAAGGGAAACUGACACAUGCCAAGUUGUUGCAGAUGGUUUAGGUCUCCAAAAGGGCCUUGCUGGACAUCCUAAUAUGUUUAGUGUAAACGCCAGCAGAUCUUCAGUUGAUGAUCUGGGUAUAACAGUGGAGGGUGCGUCUGAGUGUCAGAUGACAUGCAAAGACAACGGUGAAGGCUUGUAUAAUGUGGAAUAUACUCCUUCAGUUCCUGGUGAAUAUAAGAUCACCAUUACCUGUGGAGAGAAAAACAUUCCAGGAAGUCCAUUUAUUGCAUCAGUAGAGGAUGUUUCAAAUACUGCAGAUUCUGGAGUCUGCCUGCAGUCAGGGAUUUGUUUAUCUACAAAUACUGUUACUCCUCAUGAGAUCAAAUACAAUGGAGAUGGGAUUUACACAGCGAGUCCAGCUCCAUCAAUGGAAGACAGAGAGUCUCUCAUAGAUCCUCAGAGUCCUUAUGGAAGCAGCAGUCCCAUCCCGUUCCAAGCUCUGCCUAAUUGUGACUGUGAUAGAGAGCUUCCCUCAGCUCAUGGUGAGAAUAUGGCAGAGAUUAUUGUUCCAGGUUUUAAAGGUAGAAUCUGCGGUAGAACUUCCCAAACUUUUACGAUUGGCUGCAGUAGGAAUGGAGAAGCACCUGAAACUGUUGCUGUGGUGAGAACUGAUGGCUCCAUGGAGCUCCUUGAGCUGAAAAAAAGUGGAGAUGGCACUUAUAGCGUUGUCUAUUUGCCCACCAUGGAUGGCUGUCAUUUAUUAACAGUGAAAUUCUCUAAAGAGGAGACUUUUAAUAGACAGUUCAAGUUUCAAGUGUUGCCGAUAGAUGAUACAGCUCAGGUUAAUGUAGCAGGUCCAGGUCUGACAUCAGGAAUGUGUGCCCGGCAUCCUCAAACAUUUACUGUCGACUCCACCUCCACAAAAAAAGUUCCACAGUUUGUUGCCAUAAUGACACCAGAUGGCUUGACUGAGAUAUUUGAGGUCAGAGAUAAUGGCGAUUGGACAUACACCGUGAACUACACCCCUUCAAUGGAAGGGCUUCAUUCUUUGAUGGUCAAAUAUACUGAAGAUGCUUCAUUUUGCAGUCCUUUCGAGUUUCGAGUGCUGCCUAUGCCUGAUUCCGAUUAUAAGCAUCAUGUAGGUCAUGGCUUGAGGACUCCAGUUUUUGGAUUAGAUUUAGAGGCACAGCUGUGUGUAAACACUCCUCAGACCUUCACAAUUGAUGGUAGUAGCACCGGAGAGCCACCAGAGACUGUAGCUGUUGUUACACCUGAUGGCAAAAUCAGGGAUGAAGAUGUCUUGAAUAAAGAGGAACAUUCCAGUCAGGAGGGAAGUGUCAAUAGCAAUGCUAAGGCUCCUCAAACAUCCGCUAACAGCUACAGUGUGGCACCAGAGACUGACACCAUAGUGACAGCUAAUGGCUCAAUCAAACUCUCCACAGAUGUGAUGGGCAACAGGGACAGAACUUGCAAGAUGACUUGCGCACCAAAUACAGAAAAUUCUGUGAUGGACAAAUAUGCCAGUGAAGAGGCUUUAAGAAGCCUCUCUGAGUUCCAGGCAGACUUAACUGUUGAAAAUACAGAGCCAAAGAUUUGUACUCAAAUUCCUCAGUCAUUCAAAAUCAACUGUAGUAAAUCUGGGAAGCCGCCUGAGUGUGCGCUGAUGAUCACCCCCAAUGGAAAAGCUGAACUGACAGAGGUCAAAGAAAACCCAGAUGGGAGUUACUCUGUGAAAUAUUCUCCCACCGUAGAAGGCCUUCACUCUUUGAUGGUCAAAUAUGCUGAUGAUGAUUCAUACUGCAAUCCAUUGAGGUUUCAUGUCUUGCCUCACUCUGCUAGUGAUGAUGAGCAUGGGAUAAAUACAACUGAGGUUUGUAGACAAUUAAAGGAAGAUGUCUGUGCUCAAAUUCCUCAAACUUUCACAGCUUGCUGCAACACUAAUGAGGCCCCAGAGACUGACAUGUCGAAAGCUGAUGGCACUAGAGAUCUGGUUGGAGUGUUAAAUAAUGAGAACAGGACCUAUGCAGCAACACACACACUCUCUGCUGAAGACUCGCACUCCUCAGCUGACAGAAAUCCCAGUGAGGAGGAUUUUCAGAGUCACCAGCCAUCAUCCUCACACGCUUCAAACAGUCACAUAGGUUUUCAAAACAAGGCUGAGGGCAGAACUGUAAUUCCUCUUGGUGCCAUUAAUCAAGCAGGGUUUAUAUCCUGUGAUAUAGUCCUGCCAUCAGACUUAAGUGAAGGUGAAAUUACAGGUGAGGUGAUCACACCGUCUAGAAAGACAACACAGCCUGACGUGACUGAUAACAAAGACGGUACCAUCAUUAUAAAGUUUGAUCCUUUAGAAGAAGGUCUUCACCAACUACUUAUUAAAUCGUCCGGAAACGAUCUACCAGUACUUCCACUGCAGUAUUAUGCAAAUAGUCUUGCUAAUCGCAGCACGAUGGCCUAUGGACGUGGCCUUGUGUAUGGAAUUGCAAAUGAGACGGCAACAUUCACCAUCUGUCAGGAGGAUUCAGCCUUGAGUGAUCUGGACAUCACAAUCGAGGGUCCAUCUGAGGCAGAUGUGCGCUGCUUGGACAAUGCAGAUGGCACUUGUACUGUGAGCUACCUCCCAACUGAGCCUGGAGAUUAUGAGAUCCAAGUUCACCACAAUGACAUGCCUAUCCAAGGUAGCCCUUUCAAGGCUAAAAUUACUGAUGGAAAUAUGAGAAGGUCACAGGUAAAACUGGGCAGUGCUGUUGACUUCACCAUCAACGUCACUGAAGAAGACAUUAGCCAGCUCACUGCCAGCAUCAUAUCACCCACAGGCAAUGAUGUACCCUGCUUACUGAAAACACAACCUGACAGCCAUCUCGGUGUAUCAUUCAUCCCCAGAGAGGCUGGUGAGCAUCUGGUCAGCAUCAUGAAGGACGGUGAGCAUGUGGGCAACAGUCCCAUCUCUCUUUCCAUCAGUCAGGCAGAGAUAGGAGAUUCCAGCAAGGUGAAGGCUUUCGGCCCAGGCUUACAUACAGGGCACACCUUCUGCAUGUCUGAAUUUGUGGUGGACACUUGGGAUGCAGGAUAUGGUGGGCUAACGGUUGUAAUUGAAGGUCCCAGUAAAGUAGAUGUUCACACUGAAGAGAUGGAGCAUGGAACGUGCAAUAUAUCGUACCACCCAAUCAAGGCUGGGACCUACAAAAUCUCCAUUAAAUUUUCAGAUGAGCACAUUCCAGGGAGUCCUUUUACAGCUGUGAUAACAGACCGUGGACUUAUGAGAGAGAACAUCAUGUACAAACAGAAAGCAGCUCCUAUUGCCAGCAUUGGGAGUGAAUGCAGCUUAGCCUUUAAAAUCCCAGGUACUGAUGCUGAGACCCUGUCUGCACACAUCUAUGAACCAUCAGGAACUCAAGGAGAGGCUGUUAUUGUUGCUACAGGCAGUGACACCUAUGCAGUGAGCUUUCUAGCGAAAGAGAUUGGAGUUUAUAAUGUAACCAUAAAGAACCAAGGCCAGACAAUCUCUGGCUGCCCACUCCAGUACACUGUCGGCCCACUUGGACAAGGAGGAUGUGAAAGGAUCCAGGUGUGGGGACAAAGCCUUCAGACAGCUCUGGCAAGUGUUCCAGCUGACUUUAAUAUUUGGUCCCGUGAGGCCGGAGCAGGAACUCUGUCUGUCUCAGUAGAGGGUCCUGGAAAGAUUGAGCUCCACUUUGAUGAUCGGCUGGAUGGUUCUUGCAUUGUGUCCUACACAGCACAAGAGCCUGGUGACUAUGAGGUUUCAGUCAUGUUUAAUGAGGAGCAUAUUUCCGAAAGCCCAUUCCUUGUGUCUGUCAGUGCUGCCACAGAUAAAAGUCUCACACAAGGACAAAGUGGCUCUGAUCAUAAUCAGACGUGUAACAGUUACGAGGAACCCUCUCAGUCAGAGUUGGAGAUAAACAUAUCAUCUGACAGCAGUGCUGAGCCAGUUUUCCUGUCUAACGCUAGUAAAGUCAUCUGCCAUGGCCCAGGCCUGAGUAAGGGCAUUCUAGGACGCAAAAACACUUUUUAUGUGGACUGCAGUAAAGCUGGACAAAACCUUCUCUUUGUCGGCAUGCAUGGCCCCACUGUCCCCUGCGAACGGUUGUCGAUCAUUCACAUGGGCGGACAUCAGUACAGGAUCAACUAUGCCAUAAAGGAAAGGGGAAAGUACAUAUUAGCAGUGAAGUGGGGAGAUGAGCAUAUUCCUGGAUCUCCGUUCCAUAUUAGUGUUCUAUGAAAUGCAUUAAUCUAUGUAUGUGUGUACAUCACUACCGUUCAAAAGUUUUGGCAUGGUAGGAUUUUUGUGUUUUUGAAAGAAGUCUGCAUACAUUUGAGCAAAAAUACAGUAAAAACAGUAAUAUUGUGAAGUAUUAUUACAAUUUAAAAUUACUUUUUUGUAUUAUUAUAUAUUUUAAAAUAUAAUGUAAUAUUGUGAUGCAAAGCUGAAUUUUCAGCAUUAUUACUCCAGUCUUCAGUGUCACAUGAUCCUUCAGAAAUCAUUCUAAUAUGCUGAUUUGCUACUCAAGAAACAUUUCCUAUUAUUUUCAAUGUUGAAAACAGUUGUGCUGCUUAAUAUUUUUCUGCAAAUUGUGAUUUGUUUUUUUGUUUUUUUGUUUUUUUCAGGAAUCUUUGAUAAAUAGAAAGUCUAAUAGAACAGCAUUUAUUUGAAAUACUUUUUUUGUGACGAUGUAAAAGUCAAAUUAAUGGCCUUUCUCAAUAAAAUUAUUAAUUUCUUUAUAUAUCUUACUAAACCUAAACCUUUAAAUGGUAGUGUACACUCAGUAUGGAAAAAAAAAAAAACUUUUUUAAAUGUUAUAAAUAAUUAUGUAUAUAAUUAUAGUAAUAAAUUAUUAUAUAAAUAAUAUUAUAAAUAUAAUUAUAAUAAAUACAUAACAUAUAUAAUAAAUAUAUAUAAGUAUUAUUUUUUAAAAACAUAUUAUCAUUCUCCUCAGAUAGAAUCCUUUAUAUUUUUUCACUAUAUUUAAUGCAAAACUAAAUUGAAUGCCUGGUUAAAAUCACACAUUUGAAUUUCAACUCUGAACAAAUGUGAAUUGGUUUUCAUAACUUUGCUCACAUGCAGUGAUGCUUGUGCACAUCUGGAGGAUUUCACUUUGUGAUUUUUUUUUUUUUUUUUUUUUUUUUUUUUUUUAAAUUUGUAAGCAGUCACCAUAAAUGUGAUACAAGCAUAAAUGCACCUAAAUGGCUUUAAAUGUUAAAUGGAAUUAAUAUGCAAAAAAAUGUGAUAUAAAAUUUUUAUUAAUCCAUUAUUAAA